Molecule: messenger RNA, 1347 nt
Organism: Adineta steineri
Lineage: Eukaryota; Metazoa; Rotifera; Eurotatoria; Adinetida; Adinetidae
Source: the annotation of a GenBank genome assembly
AUGAACAUCAAUAACAGAGUUGGACCUGAUGAAUCAACAGUAGUUAAUCUUAAUACGGCACGAUUACGAACAUUACUUGAACAUUUUCGAAAACGAAAACUAAUUUGGAUAAUACUUUCCAUUAUUUUUAUUGCUGCAAUUAUAAUUAUUCUAACAAUUAUUGUUACAGGAAACAAAACAAAGAAGGAAAAAACACCAACAAUAGAGAUAGCAACAGCAACAACAACAGAGAUAACAACAGCAACAACAACAGAGAUAUCAACAGAAAUAUCAGCAGAGAUAACAACAGAAAUAUCAGCAGAGAUAACAACAGUAACAACGACGACGACGACGACGACGACAACAACGAUAACAACAACAACAACAACAGCAACAGUAGCAACAACAACAAUAACAACGACAACGAUGACAAGUGAACAAUUAAUUCCUCCUGUUGUCAUUAGUAACAAUACAAAAUGGAAACAGAAUGCAGUUACUGUUGCUGGAGGACAUGGACGAGGGAAUCAACUAAAUCAAUUAAAUCUGCCUUUUGGUAUUUAUGUUGAUAAUGAUGAUGAUAGUAUUUAUAUUGCUGACACUGAAAACCAUCGUAUUGUUAAAUGGGAAUUUGGUGCGGACAAAGGUCAAAUAGUUGCAGGUGGAAACGAACAAGGAAGUGGAAUGCAUCAGCUGAAUUAUCCAGUGGAUGUAAUUCUUGAUAAAGAGAAGAAAUAUCUCAUCAUCUGUGAUCAUCGCAACAUCCGAGUGAUGCAAUGGUCUCUUCAAAAUAGCCAGGAUCGACUAAUAUUAAUAUAUCCUAUCGUUUGUUGGGGUUUGGCAAUGGAUAAUAAUGGAGAUCUUUAUAUUUGUGACUGGGGAAAACGUGAAGUCAGACGUUGGCGACAAGGAGAUAAACAAGGUACACUUGUAGCAGGUGGGCAUGGAGAAGGAAAUCACCUUGAUCAAUUCUAUGAACCUAACUAUAUUUUUGUCGAUGAAAACCAUUCAGUUUAUGUAGCGGAUUACAGAAAUAAUCGUGUGAUGAAAUGGAUGAAAAAUAUGACUGAAGGCAUUCUUGUUGCUCCAGGACAAGUUUCCAGCGAAAAUCCUAAUUCAUUGUUUUAUCCCAAAAGUGUGAUUGUUGAUCAUAUGGGUAAUAUUUAUGUGUCAAAUGGUCAAAGUCAUCAAAUAACGCGUUGGUCGUCAGGUGCAGUAGAAGGUGCUCCUGUCGUUGGUGAAAAGAAUAUAGGAAGCGGACCCACGCAAUUCAAAUAUCCAUCUGAUUUAUCAUUUGAUCGACAUGGUAAUCUUUAUGUUGCCGAUAGAGACAACCAUCGAAUACAAAAAUUUUUUAUUGAUCUUGACUGA